Molecule: messenger RNA, 4532 nt
Organism: Gadus macrocephalus (Pacific cod)
Lineage: Eukaryota; Metazoa; Chordata; Actinopteri; Gadiformes; Gadidae
Gene: grm1a
Product: glutamate receptor, metabotropic 1a
Exons: 6
Biological process (GO): G protein-coupled glutamate receptor signaling pathway; regulation of synaptic transmission, glutamatergic
Cellular component (GO): postsynaptic density membrane
Molecular function (GO): adenylate cyclase inhibiting G protein-coupled glutamate receptor activity; G protein-coupled receptor activity involved in regulation of postsynaptic membrane potential
Source: RefSeq, a predicted model, not a curated record
CUCCCUCUCUCUCCCUCUCCCUCUCCCUCUCUCUCUUUCUGCAGCGAUGGCUGGGCCGACCGUGACGAGGUGGUGGAGGGCUAUGAGCAGGAGGCGGAGGGGGGCAUCACCAUGAAGCUGCAGUCGGCGGAGGUCACGUCUUUCGACGACUACUUCCUGAAGCUGCGUCUGGACACCAACACCAGGAACCCCUGGUUCGCCGAGUUCUGGCAGUACCGCUUCCAGUGCCGCCUGCCGGGCCACGCACAGGAGAACAAGAACUACAAGAAAGUCUGCCUGGGAAACGAGAGCCUGCACGAGAACUACGUGCAGGACAGCAAGAUGGGCUUCGUCAUCAACGCCAUCUACGCCAUGGCCCACGGCCUCCACGACCUGCACACGGAGCUGUGUCCCGGGCAGCCAGGGCUCUGCGAGGCCAUGGACCCCAUCGACGGGAGCAAGCUGCUGGACAGCCUGCUCAAGACCUCCUUCAGGGGCGUCUCCGGGGAGGAGGUCUACUUUGAUGAGAACGGCGACACGCCCGGAAGGUAUGACAUCAUGAACCUCCAGAACCUGGGCGAGGACGGCUACGACUACCUGCGCGUGGGCUACUGGCACGAGGGCCUGCUGAGCAUGGACGACAGCAAGCUGCUGAUGAACAGCAGCGAGAUGGUGCGCUCCGUCUGCAGCGAGCCCUGCGAGAGGGGGCAGAUCAAGGUGAUCAGGAAGGGGGAGGUGAGCUGCUGCUGGAUCUGCACCACCUGUAAGGACAACGAGUUUGUGCAGGACGAGUUCACCUGCAAGGCCUGCGACCUGGGCUGGUGGCCCGACGAGGAGCUGGAAGUCUGCGAGCCCCUGCCUCUGAAGGUCCUGGACUGGUCGGACAUCGAGUCCAUGGUGGCGGUGGCGUUCUCCUGCGUGGGCAUCCUCAUCACCUCCUUCGUCACCUUCAUCUUCAUCCAGUACCGCGACACGCCGGUGGUCAAGUCCUCCAGCCGGGAGCUCUGCUACAUCAUCCUGGCCGGCAUCUUCAUGGGCUACAUCUGCCCCUUCACCCUGAUCGCCCGGCCCACCGUGGCCUCCUGCUACAUGCAGAGGCUUCUGGUCGGCCUGUCCUCCUCCAUGUGCUACUCGGCGCUGGUCACCAAGACCAACCGCAUCGCCCGCAUCCUGGCGGGCAGCAAGAAGAAGAUCUGCACGCGCAAGCCCCGCUUCAUGAGCGCCUGGGCCCAGGUGGUGAUCGCCUCGGUGCUGAUCAGCGUGCAGCUCAGCCUGGAGAUCGCCCUCAUCAUCCUGGAGCCGCCCGUGCCCGUCAAGUCCUACCCCAGCAUCAGCGAGGUGUUCCUCAUCUGCAACACCAGCACGGUGGGCAUGGUGGCGCCGCUGGGCUACAACGGCCUGCUGAUCAUGAGCUGCACCUACUACGCCUUCAAGACGCGCAACGUGCCGGCCAACUUCAACGAGGCCAAGUACAUCGCCUUCACCAUGUACACCACCUGCAUCAUCUGGCUGGCCUUCGUGCCCAUCUACUUCGGCUCCAACUACAAGAUCAUCACCACGUCCUUCUCCGUCAGCCUGAGCGUCACCGUGGCGCUGGGCUGCAUGUUCACGCCCAAGAUGUACAUCAUCAUCGCCAAGCCCGAGCGCAACGUGCGCAGCGCCUUCACCACGUCGGACGUGGUGCGCAUGCACGUGGGCGACGGCAAGACGGCCGCGCCCUGCGGCGGCAGCAGCCUGCUCAACAUGUUCCGCCGCAAGAAGCCCGCGCCCGCCAAUGCAAAUUCUAAUGGCAAGUCUGUGUCAUGGUCUGAAUCAGGUCCAAGACACCCUCCGAGGGGGGGGAAUGUGUGGCACAGACUGUCUGUGCAUGUGAGGAAACAGGAAGCCGGCACCAAUCAGAUGGCGGUCAUCAGGCCCCUAACUAACACCCCCGACCCCCACAGCUGUGAGCCCCCGACCCCCCGCGACCUUGGCACAGACCCCCGCCUCCCCACAGAGCCCCCCGUCACCAAGGCCCUGUACAACGUGGCCGAGGAGGACGACGACGACGAAGAGGAGGAGGAGGAGGGCGACUCGCAGCGCCCCCUCUGGACCCCCGCCUGCCCACAGCCCCCGACACGGCCCGGGUCGGGCCCCCAACCAGACACGCCCCUUUUGCCCCCUCCCUUACCGAGCCGCACCGUCGUCGCCGCCGAGCACUUUCAACGGGCGGAGGUGGAAACGCAUCGCUCCAGUGUCCCCCACCUCCACCCCCACCCCCGCCCCGCGCCGACGGACACGGCCCCCCCGCCUCAGAUUCUGGCCCCCUCUCGCCUUCCGGCGGCCCUCCAAGCAGGGGUGUUCGGAGAGGAGGGGCCCGAGACGGACGAACUGGACCUCUUGCACAGCUACAUGCAUGACUCUAAGGACGAGGAAGAGGCGGAGGAGGACGAGGAGAGCUUGUCCAAGAGCAAGCUGACGCUGGAGGACUCCCUGGCUCUGUCGCCCCCCUCCCCCUUCAGGGACUCUGUGUGUUCAGAGGGCUGCGUGUCCCCGGCGGUGGACUCUUACCUGGGGACGUCCCCGGGCGCGGCCUACAGCGCCGCCAUCCUGCGGGACUUCACACAGAGCUCCUCCACGCUGUGAGGGGUGGGGGAGCGGGGGGCAGGCGCCCUGUGGGGAUCCACCUUCACUCUCUCCAACGACAUGCUUUAUACCCACCGGGGCUGACACGCAGAUCCUACAUGUGCACCGAGAAGCAAACACACACACACACACACACACACACACACACGCUCAAAACAUGCAUGCCACUGCACACGCCCACCCUGACAUGCCCCCCACACACAAAUGCACACACAAUGCACAAACACGACAAACAUGACAAACAUGAACAUGACAGUAACACUUAAACCACAUAGGAUUCAUAGCAUAGCACAGAACUAUAUCCCCCUGCACUUAAAUCAAGUUUUUCUCCAAUUUUGUUUCCUCUGAUUUUUGCUCUCUCAUUUGCUUGCUUCAAUGUUUUUCUUUUUCUUUUAUUAUUUUGUCUCAAUAGGAAAUAUAAAUACCUGGUACGGUUCAGGAACGCUGAACAACGCCAGAGCAGUGCGCUGCUUCCGAAGGGCUGUGAGUCCACGUAGACUCGCUGGAAACACUGCAACUGGGAACAGUGCCAAAACUAGCUAGCUUGUGUGCCAAAAUGUGACAGGAUAUAAAGCAGAUCUCAGAAUCACAACGAAGGAUGUAGCUGUCGUCUAGUUGAUGUACAAUUAAAAAAAGCCUGAAUUAAAAGCAAAAUAAUGAUAAGUGUAGGAACAGGGAAGGCUACGUUUGGGUGGUCUGUGUGCGAACGCUGCACGUUAAGAUACAGACAAAAGCCAACUCCAAAGACAUCGCUACGCUAAGUGCAUAUCAUGACACCAUUAUCUAGCACUGUUUUCUUUUGCGACACUGUAUACGUGCAGUAGAGACAGGCUUGUGUGUGUGACAGGGAAAGAUGGAUUUUCUCUCAUUGAUAAGAAUACGCCUCUGCUUCUUUCUCUUCUUCUGACCUCAUUGAACUUUUUUUAGAAACAAAGCCGUACUAAAUCACCGCACUGCUAUGGAUAAGUACGAUGCUGAAUGGUAAGAGGGUGAGAAAGGAGUGUGUGCUCGAUAUUAGAAACAGAAUAUAUGACUGAGAUGGAAUUCUUCUUCUCUUUUAAAAACCUGCGCUGUGUGAAACAUGACCUGAUAUGGAUUCGAUGUGCCAAUCAAAGCUGUAAUCUGUCGACUUUACCCUGCGUUCACUUUUUAAAUAUGUAGCUGAUAAAAGGUCUGCUUGAUUGUAGAUGAUGGUAAUGUUGUUUACUAGGUUUACACACAAUCAUACCUGAGCCGACUUUUCUAAGCAUGGGGAUGUGACAAAGAGCUAUACCAUGCAGUGUUUAUGAUAUUUCUUAUGUUUUUUGGAGUUUGCUGUGCCAUUGUAAUGGGGAAGAACACAGUACUUGUAUAAGUUCUCAAAGUUUGUAAUACUGUUGAACCAUCUCUUGUUUUUCACACGAGUGGUAUGUUUGUACUAUCGGUAAAUGUUUAUACAUUUAGAAUGUGCAGAGAAAAAAAACAACAAAACUUUAUACAUUUUGAAAUUGUCUUACAGAUGCUUGUCAAGGAACAGUGUAUUGGCAUUGGGGUAUUUUAAGCUAACUGUAUGAGUCGGAUGUAUUCUCUUGAAAAUAAUCAGUUGUCAAAGUAACCAAAUGUUACUUACUAUAAUGAGAUUACGUGUUUUCAAUUUUGCUUAAAUCUCGUAUUAUAAAUUUAAGUAGUUACUUAAUCUUAUGGUUCUUAGUUCUUUAUCUAUAAAUGCAACUUUCCAAGUACCACAAUAACAAUGUACAGUGACAUAGUGCAAUCGUAUUGUAUUUCCAAAUGUUUUGGUCUAUUAUAGUGUUUCAAGAAGUUGUUUAAAGAUUUUAAGAAAUGUAAGUUAUGAGGGUGCCACAUGUUUAACACUGUCAAAUCUAGAAUGAAAUAGGCCUUCGUGUUUGGGCAAGUAUACUGUAAAAUAAACGAAAAUAUUUAUAUUA